Colletes gigas is the source of this 946-nucleotide messenger RNA. RefSeq names its product Golgi SNAP receptor complex member 2 (gene Membrin). The transcript has 3 exons. The coding region runs from base 187 to 858 and encodes 223 amino acids. NCBI's taxonomy places the organism in Eukaryota, Metazoa, Arthropoda, Insecta, Hymenoptera, Colletidae. Gene Ontology annotation, cellular component: SNARE complex; late endosome membrane; ER to Golgi transport vesicle membrane. Gene Ontology annotation, biological process: vesicle fusion; vesicle-mediated transport. Gene Ontology annotation, molecular function: SNAP receptor activity; SNARE binding. The record is from RefSeq and is a predicted model, not a curated record.
GCGACGAUGGUUACUAUGGAAGUGAGAAGACUCGGUGACACAAUUGAGCGUGCCGGGUAAACGCGCAUGCGUCCACGUGGGUCACCAUGGUUACGAUUUUGAUAACCACUGCUCCAGAUACACGGUCUGACAGUGGUGUUUGUUCGGUUUGUUGUAUUUGUGACUUUCACGUCAUAACUAUCGUGGAUGUUAAAAGACGAAUGGAAAUAUUUAUUAAACAAUAUGGACACGUUAUACCAUCAAACAAACAAAUUGGUCCAGGAAACUCAACAUCUUUUCUCGCAGUUUGAGAAAAGAUCGCCUAACCUAGACAUCGAAGUAGAAAACACCAUAGAAUCAAAAAUAAAUCUCAUCAACAGUAAUUGCGAAAGGUUAGAUGUACUAUGCCUGAAAGGUCCCAUAUCUCAAAGACAGAAUGCUAAGAUGAGAGUGGACCAAUUGAAAUACGACAGCCGUCACCUUACAGCUGCAUUAAAUUCUUGGCGCAGUAAAAUGAUGAAAAAACAAAGAGAAGAAGCCGAAAGAGAGGCAUUGUUAUCUACAACAUUCGCUCCAAAUGAUCACAUUGACAUCGUGAUAGAUCACAAUGUUCAACAUAAUUCUAGUUUACGAAAUGCAGUUAAUGGAGUGGACGAUCUGCUUCAAAGUGGAAGUAAUAUUUUAGAUAAUUUAAGAACACAACGUAUAUCUUUGAAAGGAGCUCACAAGCGAUUAAUAGAUAUUGGGAACACAUUAGGACUUUCAAACACCACAAUGAGGAUAAUAGAGAAAAGAGCAAGACAAGAUGGAUUUAUUUUAGUUGGUGGGAUGAUAUUCACAUGUAUGGUUAUUCUUUUGGUUAUAAUUUAUCUUACAUAGAAGCAGAAUCUUUCACUUGCAAAUAUGCACAGGGUAAUUCAAUGAAAGUGUCCCUCUUAUCAGUGUUGUAAUAAAUAAUUACCUUUUU